AUGGUCAUCAAGUCGAGGUUAGGCUACGUGCAAUUCGACAUCGACGAGGACGACAACUUCGGCAAGACGGGCCGCGUCGCGCGCAAGAAGAAGGAGUCCCGCCGUGCCGACCGCAAGCACCUCACGGGCAACGCCGCCCGCGAGCUCUUCCUCGAGUGCCUGCAGCUGCUGCUGCGCAAGCAGGUGCUCUGGCUCAUCGACUACGUGCCCAAGGAGUGGCGGGACCGGUUGCCGGGCUGGGCCCAUCACUCGCUUCUGACGAGCUGA
Chaetomium globosum CBS 148.51 is the source of this 267-nucleotide messenger RNA. RefSeq lists its product as uncharacterized. The transcript is spliced from 4 exons. Bases 1 to 267 code for a protein of 88 amino acids. Lineage: Eukaryota; Fungi; Ascomycota; Sordariomycetes; Sordariales; Chaetomiaceae. The record is from RefSeq and is a predicted model, not a curated record.